AUGGACCAAUUAUAAAAUGAGAUUGUUUUAGUUAAUAAAGAAAUAUACAAUUAACUAUAUGAUACACAAUCAUACAAAAAAUUAGAUUAGUUAAAAAAAAUGAAUCUUUAACCAUCACCAAUACAUGUAGUAAAAGAUUUACUGAGUGCCAGAGAAAAUCCAAAAGAAUAUGCAAAAUAACAUAAAUUAGAAUUUAAGUUUAGAUAAACUUAAUUUUGGUAACCAUCUAUUAAGGAUACUAUAUCAUAUUAAUAAAGUCAAUAACUAUAAUAAUAAUUAGAACAGUAAUAAGAUUAAUAGUAAUUAGUAGAUACAACUAAUGCAAUAUCAUUUAUUGAAAUGUCAAAGAAUGAACAAUCAUAAAUUUAACAUUCUUCUUAGUCAACAAGAAGGAAAAUAUUGGUUAAACAGAGGGUUUCAAAAUAGCCGAGUGAUUCAUCUAUAUGGAAGAAACCUCUUAAAUAAAUAAAUAAAAUUUUGUUAUAAUUCAAACAGGAUAGCAACGCAGAAUAUUAUGCAAUCAUAAAAUAUUUAGAUGCUAGUAAUUAACUUGAAUAAAAAUCAAUGGAUAAUAAUAAAAAAAUUUAAUGGGAUUGCUAAGUGAAAUUUGAUAUAACUGAUGAUUAAAAUUUAUAUAUAAUUAUUGUUCAAUAAUAAUAAGGAAAGAUAGGAUAGUAGAAUGUAUUAUAAUAAACAAUAAAUAUAUAAAAUGUUGAAAAAUAAUUUUAAUAAGAGGUGUAAUUAAAGUAUUUAAAAAACACUAUUAAUGCUACUUUAUUUGUUGAUUUUAAUUGA
Molecule: messenger RNA, 795 nt
Organism: Paramecium primaurelia
Lineage: Eukaryota; Ciliophora; Oligohymenophorea; Peniculida; Parameciidae
Source: the annotation of a GenBank genome assembly